Messenger RNA from Westerdykella ornata, 2819 nucleotides. RefSeq names its product nucleotide-diphospho-sugar transferase. The record is from RefSeq and is a predicted model, not a curated record. Gene Ontology annotation, molecular function: glycosyltransferase activity. Lineage: Eukaryota; Fungi; Ascomycota; Dothideomycetes; Pleosporales; Sporormiaceae. Bases 319 to 2454 code for a protein of 711 amino acids. The transcript is spliced from 5 exons. Gene Ontology annotation, cellular component: cytoplasm.
GCUGAAGCUUGCUCUGUGCCAAGCCGAAGUCGAGGGUUUUGGGGCAAAAAUAUGGUGAAAGGGCAGUUCUUCCCCCGACGCUAGGCCGCUGUCAAUUCGCCAACGGCGUUUGGCUUCAAUUCUUCUUGCGCAUUCGGUACUAUGGUGGUAGAAAGAUAGAAAUUGGGCUACGGACCUGGGUAGCCGCUGCUCGUUUUGGUACACGACGUUGUGAUCGACACCUGGGCACGCUUCACCACCUGCAACUUCGUUAUAAGGCGGGGAAGCUGUUCUCCUGUUUCCCUUUCCUCCUCAUAUCCCCCUCACAGCUUGGCCACCAUGGCGAGUCCUCUGGAAGACGUGUAUUGCACACUCCUCAUGAGCGACUCUUAUCUCCCUGGCGCCGCCGUGCUUGCUCACUCCUUGCGAGAUGCAGGAACGAAGAAGAAGCUGGCAGUUCUCGUCACGCUGGACACGCUGUCUGCGGAUACGGUGGAAAAGCUCAGAACGCUCUACGACUUUUUGAUACCUGUCCAACAUAUACGGAACCCUAUUCCCGCGAAUCUGUAUUUGAUGGGACGGCCCGACCUUGCGUUCUCGUUUACCAAGAUUGCACUAUGGAGACAGACCCAGUUCCGGAAAAUUGUAUACCUCGACGCGGACAUGGUCGCGCUCAGAGCUCUCGACGAGCUGUUUGAUCUCGAUGCCGAUUUCGCCGCUGCUCCGGACAUUGGCUGGCCUGACGCGUUCAACUCGGGUCUCAUGGUCGUGACGCCAAACAUGGGCGACUAUUGGGCGUUGGAGACAAUGGCUGCGGCUGGUGACAGCUUUGACGGCGCGGACCAAGGUCUUCUCAAUCAAUACUACCAGCACCGCAACUGGCAUCGGUUGAGCUUCACCUACAAUUGCACGCCCAAUUCAGAGUACCAGUGGGAGCCUGCUUACCGUUAUUACAAGUCCAAUAUCAGCGCCGUGCACUUCAUUGGCAAAGACAAGCCGUGGAUGGACGGCAAGAAAGCGCCCGGAGGACCAGGAGUAUACAGUGAACUUGUGGCACGGUGGUGGGCGGUGCAUGAUAAACAUCUCAAGGAAACCAAGCGAGAGCCACAGCCGUAUCUUUAUUCCGGAGUUUCACCUGCUGGACAAGCCCCGAUUCCUGAUAUUGUUAUCGAACCCGAGGCACCCCCUGAAGCACCACUUACGACCACUGAGCUCCCUUUCUCUGAGCCUGGCGAACCGGCAGAGAACCUUCUACUUGGGAUAGUAGAGCCGACUCCAACCGUGGAGCAACGCAGGUUCUCUGCACCACAGAUGGAAUGGGACGCUACCAUAUCCGCCCCGCCCCCUGAGUCGAGACCGGAAGCCGCAAACUUCCCUCAAGAGAUAUAUGAGUUCAACGAGAGCCGCGAGUUGUUCCACGCACCAAAAUCGUACCCUGAGCCUCCAAAAGAUAUGUGGUACAAAGUCCCAGAUACCAAACCCACGCUGUCUGAGACGCCAAAGCCCAUCUUCCCGUGGGAGCAGAUCCCCGACCGACCGAAGCCCACUCGCAUCUUCUCAGUAGAUACAUCUCCGUUGCCGACUCCUGAAGCGAUGUCAAACCCGACGGCUCCGGCUCCGGCUCCGGCUCCAGGCCCCGCUUCAGGCCCAACCCAUGCCCUGGCGGAGGCUCCGGCUCAGGCACCUGCUCCAACGCAUCCAUUUUCUACUGUCCACUACGAAGGAGCAGAGACAACGUCAAAGCCGGGAGAAGGAGCAGAAACGACAGCUUCUGCCAGUCCUGAACCAGCUUCUACCCCGAAAAUGGCUGACGCGUUCCAUCAGAGCGGUGUUAACGCUUGGGAUUCUGUGCCAGGGAUUGAGCAUUAUGUGCGCGCUAUAAUGAACUCACACAGCCGACGGGCGAAGCCCCAAGUUCUGUACUCAAGCGGAAGCCCCGAGGAGCUCGUAUCUGACGGUAGUGGUAAAGGCCGUCGCGAAAGCGUGCUCAUUACUGAUUUUCCAUCUGAAGUCGAACGACCGAGCCUCCCCGUGACGCCAGCACCCCGCCCUACUGUGUGGCGCAAGGACAAGGAUGCAGCGUUUGAGCUGCCAGAGGCUGAAGGAGUUCCGGAUCAAGCUGAGUGGGUACGUUUUGAAUGUCCCCAAUGUGGAUUUCAAUCUGCUCGCAUUGAAGACUUCUACCGCCCUGGCCAUGAUUACCCCAAUAUUCCUACCGUCGCCCCUGUCCAUGAUACUUCUUCACUCCUUCCGCAAAGCCCUGCGAAACUUGAGGCUCCAGGAGGAACAGAAUCAUCGAGAGCCACCGCUUCUGAGAAACUGUCGGUUCCACCCGAACGUAAAUAUCGGAGCGGUACUAGUGCUCGCGGAGCGCCUCUUGCAUCGCUGACAGAUCCUUCAUUGCUGGCACCGUCACCUAGCUCCGAUCCCUCCGUGCCAUCAUCUUCUGCAUCCAUUGUCGCAUCUACGCUAUGAUUGCUUUACAUGGUAAUCGUCUUGGAUUGUGCGUACACGGAUGCUGACUUUACAUGCUACAAGAAUCCGCAGGAAAGGCUCGAGCAACUGCGACGAUCAUCCCUCCUCGAAUUCGAACACCUGAAGGCGCCGGUACAUCCAGACCCCCCGUUGCGAGAAUUACCGGAGCAUUCGGUGCCAACUCCUGAGGAAUUGCGUGUCUUGCGGCAAACCAGUCAUGAGGAAACGUCCGAUGACAGCCAAGAGAAGGCCCCCAAGCCCAGGAAUGCCUCUGUCUCCAAGCCACUGCUGAAAGAGCCGGACUUUGGCGAGCCCGCCACGCGUGUGGUAUCUGACGACAACAUCAGUCCCACACAGACACGGCA